Apiotrichum porosum is the source of this 1965-nucleotide messenger RNA. RefSeq lists its product as uncharacterized. The transcript is spliced from 6 exons. The record is from RefSeq and is a predicted model, not a curated record. Gene Ontology annotation, molecular function: L-serine ammonia-lyase activity; 4 iron, 4 sulfur cluster binding. Gene Ontology annotation, biological process: gluconeogenesis. The coding region runs from base 1 to 1965 and encodes 654 amino acids. NCBI's taxonomy places the organism in Eukaryota, Fungi, Basidiomycota, Tremellomycetes, Trichosporonales, Trichosporonaceae.
AUGUUCCGUCCAGCACGUCUCGGCUCGAGGGCAGUCUCUCGCGCGCAGCACAUGGCUCGUGCUGCCCGGCCGCUUGUCCUCCCAUCAGUGACCCAGUCUCCCACCUCAGCGGCAGCGCGCACUGCUGUGUCGGCACGCCGACACUUUUCCGACCUCGUUGGCGCCCAGCCUCCCAUGCCGGCCCUCGACGUCUCCCAGCUGCCUCCAUCACAGCGUCCUGGGGCCGAGCGACCGCGCGCAGAACACGCUGUCAUCUCGACGUUUGACCUGUUCAGUAUCGGUAUCGGACCCAGCUCGAGCCACACUGUCGGUCCUAUGCGCGCCGGCAAGAUCUUCACCUACUCCCUCCCAAAGGCCAUGCACCCGCACAUCCACACCUUGAAGGUGUCGCUGCACGGCUCGCUUGCGGCGACGGGUAUGGGCCACAUGACGCCACACGCCGUCCUCCUGGGCCUGAUGGCCGAGGACCCCGAGACGGUCGAGGUGGGCAGGCUGGGACGCGUGCUGGAAGAGGUGCGGGCUGUGGGCCAGAUCGACCUGGGCCUCGACGGCGGCGACCACCAGCGCGUCAAGUUCAACGUUGACCGUGACCUGACAUGGCACCUCAACCCCCUGCCGGCCCACCCUAACGGUCUGGUGUUCACCGUGUUUGACAAGGAAGGAAACAUGCUCGCGACCAACCAGUACUUUAGCGUUGGCGGCGGGUUUGUUGUCAACAACGAGACGCAGACGGCCAACGAGAACAUGUACUAUCGCGACAUUAAGCCGAGCGACGCCACGCCGUCGCGCCGCGACUACCAGAACGCCGACACGCAGCAGCACAAGGACAAGGACAAGACGGUGCCGGCCAUUGCCGAUGCGUUGAGCGGCGACAGCAGCAGCAGCAGCAGCGUCAGCCGCAGCGAGGGCGGCGCAGCACCGGACGUGGCCCACGAGACCAAGCCGCACGGCGGCGUGCCGCCGUACCUCUUUGCGACGGCCGAGGAGCUGUACACCAUCUGCAAGGAGCACAACCUCACGAUUGCGCAGGUGGUGUGGGAGAACGAGCGUGCGUUCCGCACCGACGCCGAGAUUGAGGCGGGCCUCACGCGGCUGUGGGACGUCAUGGACUCGUGUAUCCGCACGGGCGUGACGAGCACCGAGCCCCGCCUGCCCGGUGGGCUCGAAGUGCGCCGCCGCGCACCGGGUCUGUACCGCCGCCUGCAGCAGGGCUUCUACCCGUCUGUCCCCGUACCCCACUCUGGCCCGUCAUCGUCCGAGGGGGGCACCGCGCUCGAGUCGGCAGGCAGCCAGCUGCCCAUCGGCCGCGCCGACCACCCGCUCAAGCUCGUGCCGCGCCACACGCGCCCCGUGUUCCCCGGCAUCGAGUACCUGUCCUGCAUGGCCAUUGCCGUCAACGAGGUCAACGCCAGCGGCGGCCGCGUCGUCACGGCCCCGACCAACGGCGCCGCGGGCGUCAUCCCCGCCACGCUCAAGUACGCGACCGAGUUCAUCUCGACCGACGUGCGCCGCGACACCAUGACGUUCCUCCUCACGGCGUCGGCGGUCGGCAUGCUCUUCAAGCGCGGCGCGACCAUCUCCGCCGCCGAGGGCGGGUGCAUGGCCGAAGUGGGCGUCGCGUGCAGCAUGGCCGCCGCGGGCCUGGCCGCCAUCCUCGGCGCCGAGCCCAGCGUCAUCCUCCAAGCGGCAGAGAUUGGCAUCGAGCACAACCUGGGGCUCACAUGCGACCCCCUCGGCGGCCUGGUCCAGGUCCCGUGUAUCGAGCGCAACAGCCUCGGCGCCGUAAAGGCCGUCACGGCCGCGCAGCUCGCCAUGGCCGGGAGCGGCGAGCACACCGUGUCCCUGGACGAGGCGAUCGAGGCGUGUCGCACAACGGCGAUGGACAUGCACUCACACUACAAGGAGACCUCGCUCGGCGGACUGGCAGCGACCGUCAAGAUCCCCCUGUCCUCGCCCGCAUGCUAG